Phyllopteryx taeniolatus (common seadragon) is the source of this 4393-nucleotide messenger RNA. It is a transcript of the gene ipo7, whose product is annotated as importin 7. NCBI's taxonomy places the organism in Eukaryota, Metazoa, Chordata, Actinopteri, Syngnathiformes, Syngnathidae. The coding region runs from base 146 to 3265 and encodes 1039 amino acids. Gene Ontology annotation, cellular component: cytosol; nuclear envelope. Gene Ontology annotation, biological process: protein import into nucleus. The record is from RefSeq and is a predicted model, not a curated record. Gene Ontology annotation, molecular function: small GTPase binding. The transcript has 25 exons.
CCGGGUACUUCAUUCGCUUCUUCCUUUCGCGCCGGGUAACCGGAGAGCUGUGCGUCCAUGUGCGCAGUGCCUGGAAGCUCACAAGACAUCUGAACAGCCUCAAUCAGCCGAGCGAGAUUUUGUUUUUCUCUCCCCCUCCCCAGCGAUGGAUCCCGAGGUUUUGGUCGAGGCCCUGCGGGGCACCAUGGACCCCAAUCUGCGAGAGGCGGCCGAGAGACAACUUAGCGAGGGUCACACCCAGGUAAACUUUUUAUCUACUCUGCUGCGCAUCACCAUGACCGAUCAGCUGGAUUUGCCAGUCAGGCAAGCAGGUGUGAUUUACCUGAAGAACAUGGUAACCCAGCACUGGGGCGGUGGAGAUGGUUCUUCCACAGAGACACCCGUCAAUAACAUCCCUGAUGAAGACCGACUAUUCAUUCGAGACACCAUAGUGGAGGCUAUCAUCCACUCACCUGAGCGCAUCAGAGUCCAGUUGACAACAUGUAUCCACCACAUGAUCAAGCACGACUACCCCGCCAAGUGGACGACCAUCGUGGACAAAAUUGGCUUCUACCUUCAGUCCGAAAACAGUGCAGGAUGGCUCGGCAUCUUGCUUUGCCUUUACCAGUUGGUGAAAAACUACGAAUACAAGAAGCCUGAGGAGCGUCAGCCUUUGGUGGCUGCCAUGCACAUCUUCAUGCCCAUGUUGAAAGACCGUUUCAUCCAGCUUCUUCCAGACCACUCCACUGACUCCGUCCUCGUACAGAAACAGAUCUUCAAAAUCCUCUAUGCCCUUUUCCAGUAUAACCUACCCCUGGAACUCAUCAACCGGCAGAACUUGACUGAAUGGAUGGAGAUUCUCAAGACAGUAGUGGAUAGAGACGUGCCCCCGGAGACGAUGCAGGUCGAUGAAGAGGAGCGUCCUGAGCUGCCUUGGUGGAAGUGUAAGAAGUGGGCCCUUCACAUCUUAGCUCGGCUAUUUGAAAGAUACGGAAGCCCAGGCAACACAACCAAAGAGUACACCGAGUUUGCUGAACUUUUCCUCAAGGAAUAUGCAGUGCCGGCACAGCAGGUGCUGCUGAAAGUCUUGUAUCAGUACAAGGAAAAGCAAUAUGUGGCUCCCCGAGUACUCCAGCAGACACUCAACUACAUCAACCAGGGGAUCGCUCAUGCUCUCACAUGGAAAAACCUCAAACCACACAUUCAGGGCAUCAUUCAGGAUGUGGUUUUUCCCCUCAUGUGUUACACAGACGCUGACGAGGAGCGCUGGCAAGAGGACCCCUAUGAGUACAUUCGCAUGAAGUUUGAUGUAUUCGAGGACUUUAUUUCUCCAACGACAGCCGCUCAGACGCUCCUCUUUACUGCCUGCAAUAAACGAAAGGAGGUGCUGCAAAAGACGAUGGGCUUCUGCUACCAGAUUCUCACUGAUCCCGCCACAGAUCCCAGGAAAAAAGAUGGUGCCCUCCACAUGAUAGGCUCUCUGGCAGAGAUCCUUCUCAAGAAAAAGAUUUAUAAGGACCAGAUGGAGUUCAUGCUGCAGAAUCACGUCUUCCCCCUGUUCCGCAGUGAACUGGGCUACAUGAGAGCCAGAGCCUGCUGGGUGAUCCAGUAUUUCUGUGAGGUGCGGUUCAAAAGUGACCCCAACCUGCAAACUGCUCUGGAGCUGACCCGCCUCUGUCUAAUCAAUGAUAACGAGAUGCCAGUGAAGGUGGAGGCUGCCAUUGCCCUGCAGGUUCUCAUCAGCAACCAGGACAAAGCCAAAGAAUACAUCACCCCCUUCAUUCGGCCGGUAAUGCAGGCUUUGCUGCAUAUUGUCAGGGAGACGGAAAAUGAUGAUCUCACCAACGUCAUCCAAAAGAUGAUCUGUGAAUACAGCGAGGAGGUCACGCCUAUUGCAGUAGAGAUGACUCAGCACCUGGCUAUGACAUUCAACCAGGUAAUUCAGACUGGGCCUGAGGAGGAGGGAGGAGAUGACAAGGCUGUGACAGCUAUGGGCAUCCUCAAUACAAUCGAUACCUUGUUGAGUGUGGUGGAGGACCACAAAGAGAUCACACAGCAGCUGGAGGGCAUUUGUCUGCAGGUGAUUGGCACCGUGCUGCAACAACACGUAAUCGAGUUUUACGAGGAGAUCCUGUCAUUGGCUCACAGCCUGACUUGCCAGCAGGUGUCGCCACAAAUGUGGCAGCUUCUUCCACUGGUGUAUGAAGUCUUCCAACAGGAUGGAUUUGACUACUUCACAGACAUGAUGCCUCUCCUUCACAACUAUGUGACAGUUGAUACAGACACCCUCCUCUCGGACACCAAAUACCUUGAAAUCAUGUAUGACAUGUGCAAGAAGAUCCUGACAGGUGACCCAGGGGAAGAUCCUGAGUGCCAUGCAGCCAAGCUUCUGGAAGUAAUCAUUCUGCAGUGCAAAGGUCGAGGCAUUGACCAGGUUGUGCCCUUGUUUGUGGCUGCUGCACUGGAGCGUUUGACACGGGAGGUAAAAACCAGUGAGCUGAGGACGAUGUGCUUGCAGGUGGCCAUUGCCGCACUUUACUACAGCCCCCCUCUGCUCCUCAACACUUUGGAGAAUCUGCGAUUCCCCAACAACACAGAGCCAAUCACGAACCACUUCAUCACCCAGUGGCUCAAAGAUGUCGACUGCUUCCUUGGCCUCCAUGACAGGAAGAUGUGCAUCCUGGGCCUCUGUGCUCUCAUUGAUCUGGAACACAGGCCCCAGGUCAUCAACCAGGUCGGAGGUCAGCUUCUUCCAGCGGCCAUCCUGCUCUUUAGCGGCCUCAAGAGGGCGUACGCCUGCCGAGCGGAGCACGAGAAUGAGGACGACGACGACGACGAGGACGGUGAUGACGACGACGAUAAUGCUGAGCUGGGCAGUGACGAGGACGACAUUGACGAGGAAGGUCAAGAGUAUCUGGAGAUGCUGGCCAAGCAGGCGGGAGAGGACGGAGACGACGAAGAUUGGGAGGAAGAUGAUGCGGAGGAGACCGCGCUCGAGGGAUACACUACAGCUGUAGACGACGAAGACAACUUGGUGGACGAGUAUCAGAUCUUUAAAGCCAUACUACAGAGUAUCCAGACUCGUGACCCGGCGUGGUACCAGGCACUAACUCAAGUACUCGACGAAGAUCAAGGCAAACAGCUUCUUGACAUUGGCACGCUUGCAGACCAGAGACGGGCAGCACAUGAAUCCAGGAUGAUUGAGAAACACGGCGGAUACAGGUUCACAGCACCAGUGGUGCCCCCUAGUUUUGACUUUGGAGGCACCGCUCCCGGAAUGAAUUGAGUCACCCUCUCUACUUUUUAUUACUCUGUGACUGAUUGUAGUGAAGUGAAAAAAAAGCUUGUGUUGUUCCCUUAAGUAGUGGUUCCAGAACUGGUUCUUCUCAGUCAUUCUUCAAUCUUAUCAAACGGGAAAUAGCACGAGAAGAUGCGGGAGAGCAACCAAAAUGUAACCAAUGGCUGGGGAAAACAAACCAAGAACUUGAGCACGAUGCAAGAGGAAAUGCUCUGAACAACACUGUCUUCUGGAGUCCGGUGAAGAGGGCUGUCUCGACGACGACGACUCCUGUUUUUUUUCCCCCACUAAAACAAAAUUGGGGGAUUAAACUUUAAAUUGAUAAUGGGACUAAAUAUUACAUUAUCACUGUCUUGGCCACACGGCCGUAAUAAGAUUAUACCUCUGGUGGUGGUGAUAUGUUGUUUUCAGCAUAAACGGUCCGGUUUAUGUACAUAAAAGCCAAGGUUAUUCAUUUUUCAAGUAGCCUUGAAAAGCAACCAGAGGCAUUUAUAAGGUGUCCAGAUCUGUAUUCAUAUGUAGCAUAUUGGAUACUUAAUAGCGCUAUGUGAUGCCUGAUCUCUGUAAAUUAAUGACUAGCACUUUCAUAUUGUUCAGGUCUCCUAGCCUUCUGUAUCAGACUGCAAUUUUUUUUUUUUAAAUUGAAUACUAUUUAAAAUGAACGCAGCUAUAAGUAUGUUGCGACGGCUGCUUGUCUGCAUACAGAGCGGAUCGGUGGGGGGGGGGUGGACGGACGGACGGGCGGGCGGGCGGGCGGGCGGUCAACUCGGAAACAGAUUUCUGCAAGAGGAGAAUGAUCUUGGUGUUCAGUAUGGCUACAGGACGUGUUUGUGAGCACUAAAAGUACAAUUGAUUACAUUUUUGAAGCAUGUACAAUUGGACUUAUCGUGAAGGUCUCAAGCUUUUGGUUGGUGUAUGGAUGAACCAUCUAUAUAACAACGUAUUAAAAACAAAAAGCUAAGGGAUUGUAUGACCCAGUGUGGUUCAUUAUGCUGCCAUGAUGUUGUAUCAUACACUCAGACACAAACAUUUGCUCAGUUUAGUAUCGUUUUCUGACUUAGCAAAUAUGAUGUUCACUAGGAAUUGAAAUUAUUAAAAUGGACCCGUGGCAAUUCA